Rotaria sordida is the source of this 1011-nucleotide messenger RNA. The record is from the annotation of a GenBank genome assembly. Lineage: Eukaryota; Metazoa; Rotifera; Eurotatoria; Philodinida; Philodinidae.
AUGCCAGUACAACGUGGUCUUACACAAGAAUGUCAGCAACAUUUUCAAACAACUAAUCUUUAUGAGAUAUUUUCUAUUCAUCGAACAGCUACUGAUGCUCAAGUGAAAAAAGCUUAUCGUCAAUUAGCUCUUCGUUAUCAUCCAGAUCGAACAGAUAUUGAUCAAAAAGAAGAAGCCAAAACGAAAUUUCAAAUUAUUGGUAAAAUUUAUGCAAUUCUUUCUGAUGAUGAAAAACGAAAAAUUUACGAUGAUACCGGUGCCAUGGAUGAUGAUGAUUUAACUAUGGGUAUUAAUGAUUGGUAUGAUUAUUGUAAAAAAAUGUUUCGAAAAGUUACAAAAAAUGAUCUUGUUGAAUUUGAAAAUAAAUAUAAAGGUUCGGAUGAAGAAAAAAAUGAUUUAAAACGAAUCUAUCUUGAAGUAGCUGGUGAUAUGGAUCAAAUAUUUGAACGACAUCUUCUAACAUGUCUUGAAGAUGAAGAUCGUUUACGUUCAAUGAUUGAUCAAAUGAUUGAAGAUAAUGAAGUACCACCUUUUGAUGCUUAUACUAAAGAAACAAAAGCUAAAAGAAAUAAACGACAUAAAAAAUUAACAAAAGAAGCAGCCGAAGCUGAAAAAUUAAUGAAAGAACUUAAUAUUGGUAAUGAUGAUGCAAGUCUUGAACGUGCUAUACAAAUGCGUCAACAACAAAGAGCUAGUUCAAGUUUUUAUGAUCAACUUUUAGAAAAAUAUGGUUCAAAAACAAAUAAUGGAAAUAAAAAACGUGGUUCAAGUUCAUUAAAUAAUAAUAAAUCGAAGAAGACCUCUAUUAAUCAUCAUGGAAAACGUGCAGCAAAAACUGAUGAUGAAGAAGAUGAUGAAGAAGAAGACAAUGAUGUUGAUACUAGUGAAACAUUAACUGAUGAUGAAGAUCAACAACCAAAACGAAAAACAUCAUCAAAAAAACAUGGAACAACAAUGAAAAAAACUCGACGUACUACAACUAGUAAUAAAAAACGCAAGAUAUCAUAUUAG